UCAAAACUUUCUUCUUUAGACUUUGUCAAAUUUUCGGAUAAUAGACUUGUUCGUGGUCCAAUUUCAACAUGAAUCCCUUCAUUUUGACGUUGAUGACAGAAUGUUACCUCGAAAUUAUCAAGGCAAAGUCGUUUCGGUUGAGAUUCCUAAUUACAUCAAAGCAUCCGUUAUACUCCGCAUGUUACAACAUGUCUUUGACAUAGAUGCAUUUUGGCAGACUAUCCAUACAUAUUUAUAUAAAAAGGAGCAUCAUCCCGAUAAUUUCUGGAAAGCUCUCAAAAAUGCUUACGAUGAAAUAAAUCCAGGAUCAUAUGACAUAAAAGAGAUGAUGUAUCCUUGGUCAAAACAAAAGGGAUAUCCUGUGUUGAAUAUAUUACAUCAUGACGCGGACAGUGUAAAUAUAUCGAUAGAAAAUCUUGAUGUAACGAACGAAAAUCGAUGGAUACCUAUCAGCUAUACUACAGAGAAAAAUUCCAAUUUUAAUAAUCCUGCGCCACUUUUUUGUUUGAAUCCACCAAAGAAACCGUUUAAUCCGUAUAAUCAAUAUUUUAUAUUACCCAUCGGAUACAGAGAGAAUGGUUGGAUUAUAUUUAAUAUACAACAAACUGGAUAUUAUCGCGUCAACUAUGAUGAUAUAUAUUGGCAAAAAAUUGCUCUAUAUCUGAACAGUGAGAAUUAUCGGAAAAUACAUGUUCUGAAUCGUGCUCAAAUCAUCGAUGAUGCGUUUCAUUUUCUACUAUUGCACAAGUUAAAACCUAACACAUUCUGGGUACUUACGAAAUACCUAUCGCAAGAGACAGAUUACAUAGCAUGGUAUCCUAUGUUCAAAGCUAUUCAAUAUAUAUCAAUUUCUUUUUCAUUUCCAGAAAUGGGAGAAUAUUAUAUUAAGGAACAAUUAAGAAAAAUGCUGAAUGGGCUCCUUCAGAUUAUAAAAUACGAAGAAAAAUCUACGGACAAUGACUUUACUAAAGCUUUAAGGCAAGAAGCUGUGCAAUGGGCAUGCUUUCUUAAACUGUUCAAUUGCUUAAAAAUGGCCAACAAUCAAUUGAAACAACAUCUCGAAAUCUCUACAAAACUUUCGCCGUUGUGGAAGAAAUGGACUUAUUGUUAUGGUUUGCAGACAGCAGACAAUACUACUUGGCAUCAAAUGCUGAAUAAAAUAAGAGGAAUUAAUGAAAAAAUUUUAUACUUUCUAACUUGCCCAAAUCAUCUGGUUGAGAUAAACAACUAUAUAUUAACAUAUUAUACAAGAGAUGAUGCCAUUGAGCUUAAUUAUAAGACUCCGCAAUAUAAUAUAUAUAAUAACAAAUCGUCUAUAUCUCUUGUAUCGUAUAAUCGUAUAAUAACUCAAUACGCAUUAAGGCAUUUUGUUUUUACUAUUGCAAAUAAUACAAGAAACAAUGAAACAUUCAAGAAGUUAUUAAAUGAUUUUGAAAAUAUAACACCCAGUCAAGUCACAAUGCCUGCAGCAUUACUCAUUCUUAUUAAUAAUAUAUAUUCUUACCAACAACUUGAUAAGAUAUUCGACUUUUUCCAAAGCGUCAAGAAAUAUCAAAUUUAUAAUAUAGACUAUAAGAUAAGAACACGUAAGAUUCAACUUUACAAUCGUAUACUAUUACUUAGAAACAUAAAGCCAAUCAAUAGAAGUUAUAUAGAAAUAUAACAUAUGCGGAUAUCAGUCUAUUUUAAUACAUCUAUACUAUCAAUAAUUUUUUAUAUGAUUAUUAUUUUUAAUUAUGUAUAAUCGAUAAUGUAAUUACAGUUAGCAAUACUUCCAUAUACUUAAUCUAUAUCUCCCAUUGUUAAAACAACAUCGAUAUGAAACAGAUAAAUGUAAUUACUGCGAUUAGUUUAUUGUUUCGCUUAUUUUGAUAUUUCGUAAAUUAUUGUAUCGCAUUUUGAUAGAUUUUAAAAUUAAUGACUAAUCACGAAAUGUAUUAUCGGAUCGGUGGUAUUCGGAAGAGAGAAAGA
This is a messenger RNA of Formica exsecta, 1971 nucleotides long. RefSeq names its product membrane alanyl aminopeptidase-like. NCBI's taxonomy places the organism in Eukaryota, Metazoa, Arthropoda, Insecta, Hymenoptera, Formicidae. The transcript is spliced from 8 exons. Gene Ontology annotation, molecular function: peptide binding; zinc ion binding; metalloaminopeptidase activity. Gene Ontology annotation, biological process: peptide catabolic process; proteolysis. Gene Ontology annotation, cellular component: cytoplasm. The record is from RefSeq and is a predicted model, not a curated record. The coding region runs from base 101 to 1663 and encodes 520 amino acids.